CGCGUACGGACCUCGUGGCGCGCGCCUUAUACAGAGCUCCGAGAGAGCAGCCCGCCUUUUUAUUUUGAGUUUUAUUUUGAGUUUGAGAGAGAGUCCAACUUUUGAAUUUCAUCGACUACGGAGUGUAGUUUAGUGCGUGAGAGGCUACGGCGCGGCUGCCCCGAGUCGUCUGCUGCUUUUACACUCUCGCAGGAACUUUGCUCGAGUCUCGUGAUCGCUCGUUGUGUUGUUGUGUUUAAUUAAAGAGUCCAUAAACGUGAUAGUGUGGCAUUUACUCAAAAGGAUUUCACAUUACAAGAACGAUGACUUCCAUCUAUCUCGUACUGGCCAUCCUCGUUCUCGGAUGUAGCGGCCUGGCUCGUUCUCAGUGGGACGCUUCGGAGCAGGCCAUAGGGGAGGACCAGUGCGACUUGGCCGUCCGAGAAAUUGUCAAGGAGGACCGAGCUACGUCCGUCGACGAGUCUCCGAAUAGGUUACACUCCACUUGGAUAUCACAAGAAUGCGAGAGCAGAACAGGGCCGGAAUUCGUGAUCCGCAAGUACACGUUCUUCGAGAACGGCACCUUCCUGUUGAUGCGCCAUUACUACGCCGAGGAGUCGUGCAGCAUAGCCACGCACUCGGUCACGGCUCGGGGCCACAUCAAGAUCCUGGGCAGCUCGCUCGUGACGCCGGGCGCCACCGAGGCCAGAUACCAACUGGACAGCGUGCACGUGUCGCCGCUCAACCGACAGGUGGCACACAAACUCAGCCACCGAGUGAACGUGUCGUGCGGACCUCAGCCUCGCUGGCGGCCGUACACGGCCCAGCUGAUUUACGAGCGGGCCCCGGGACGAUUCGGGCCCGCCGGUUCCUCGCACACUUGGCAGGCCUCGAGUUACAACUCGCUCCAGGGCCAUCACGUGGGCCUCGGCGGCUCGGCCGCGAGACUCGGCAAGAGCGUCGACUGCCUCGCGCCACUGGGCAUCGAUUUCGAGGAGCUGAGGCUGCUCAGAGUACAAAGAAGGCCGACCGGCUUCAGAUCACUCAAUCUCGGCCUGAACGACAAGCCGAGGAUCGAGCUGUUUUUCGGCAGUCUGCCACCGGAUCACGCCUCCAAGAGGACGCACAGGCCCACCUCGCUGCAGCCGGCACCGCUUUUGAGGAUCGAUACGAUUCAUAACUGCCCAAUUUGCGGAGCAAUCGCCAGAGGCACGGAAAACAGCCCGCCUCUUCUGCACGAGACCGUGGCACUGCCGGCCCUCCUCGGCGGCUCGUGGAUCAGUCCAUCGUGCGAGAGCCACUCGGGCGGGCUCUGGCUGCGCCGUCAACUGCGCGUCUACGCCGGCGACAAGCUGUGGACCGGCCGCUGGGACUACUUCAGCGAUCCCCGCUGCAGCAACUACCUGUACGGCAUCACUGCGGCCGGCAGCUACGUCCAGCGGGCCCGACGCCACAGACGCCACGACCUGUCGUCGCGCGAGCAGCAGCAGCUCGACAUGUUCGACGAGCAGCGGAGCAAGCGAUCCGUCGACGAGGUCGACUACUACCGGCACCUGCUGCAGACCGCCCAGCCUUCCAUGGCCGAGUCCUUCGCGGCGAUGCUGCGCGGCAACCAACGCCGCGAGGAGACCACCGCCGCCUCGACGAGGCCGAAGCCGUCCUCGCCCGCGCCCACCGGCACCACCGAGCUCGAUCUCCACGUGGCCGAGAGUCUGCUCAUAGCCGGCGACGGGGCCCUGGCGCGCCGCUGCGGCGCCGUGCUCGCCCUCGACGGCCAGACCCCCAAGUCCCAGAGGCUCAGCAGCUGGCCCUCGAGCUGCGUGCCCCACUCGCUGGACGCGCCCUCGACCCUGGGCCUCCGAGCUCGCAUCAGCGUCGACUGGUACGGCCAGUACACUCUGGUCUUGGGUUCGCGGGAGCGCACCAUGUGGGAAGCCCCGUUGAUACAGUGCGGCCCGACCAGCAUGAAAAAUCCCUUGCUCAGGUCGCACCUGCGCCGAAGCGUCGGUCUGAGAUUCGGCCUGCUAUUUAGCAACAGUGGCAACAGUCUGCCCAGCAAUUCGCUUCUAUUGCUGCUAAGUCAACUGGCCUUGCUAUGCUUGGGAGUUGUGGCCGUCCGAUGAGCACUGCUGCUGCUGCUGCUGCUGCUGCU
Messenger RNA from Trichogramma pretiosum, 2131 nucleotides. Its product is annotated as protein APCDD1-like. Gene Ontology annotation, biological process: negative regulation of Wnt signaling pathway. Gene Ontology annotation, molecular function: Wnt-protein binding. The transcript is spliced from 5 exons. NCBI's taxonomy places the organism in Eukaryota, Metazoa, Arthropoda, Insecta, Hymenoptera, Trichogrammatidae. The record is from RefSeq and is a predicted model, not a curated record. Gene Ontology annotation, cellular component: plasma membrane. Bases 303 to 2102 code for a protein of 599 amino acids.